Molecule: messenger RNA, 1023 nt
Organism: Alligator sinensis (Chinese alligator)
Lineage: Eukaryota; Metazoa; Chordata; Crocodylia; Alligatoridae
Product: transmembrane protein 14C-like
Exons: 5
Coding region: 255-578 (107 amino acids)
Biological process (GO): regulation of heme biosynthetic process
Cellular component (GO): mitochondrial membrane
Source: RefSeq, a predicted model, not a curated record
AUGCAGGCACAAGCUCCCUGCUCUCUGCCCGCCGCACGCCCAGCGUGCCCCUGCCUGCUUCCGAGCGGGCAGCAAGGAGGGGGCGGGGAAGCACGCUGCAGCGAACCCCGCCCCGGGGGCAGGGGAAUGCUGGGAAACGCGCUGCUCUGCCUGCCUCUGGCUUGGGGCCACUCCGCGCGGAGCCCUGAUUGGCCACUUUCCCGGAGCGUUCGAUUUCGGAACCCCGGUGGUCGCCACGUUCGGACCGAGCAAGGAUGAGUUGGGACUGGAUUGGCUUUAGCUAUGCCGCGCUGAUUGCUUCGGGUGGAGUAAUUGGUUAUACAAAAGCAGGUAGUGUCCCAUCUCUAGCUGCUGGCCUUCUCUUUGGGGGGUUAGCUGGGCUGGGUGCUUACCAGCAGUCCAAGGACCCAAAGAAUGUGUGGCUUUCCCUGAUUGCAUCUGGAACCUUGACUGCAGUUAUGGGGAUGAGAUUUUACAACUCCAGAAAAUUCAUGCCCGCAGGGUUAAUAGCUGGUGCCAGCAUCUUAAUGGUUGGGCGCCUUGGCCUGAAGAUGAUGGAGAAGCCUCUUGAGCCAUAAUUCUGUGACUGGAAGGUGUGUGGAUGAGAAGUCUGAAAAUGCAGCUGCCUGAAUGUACUAUGCAAGAGAAGCAGAAGACACAGCCAUUUUGCUUAAUUUUUUUCUUAUCCUAAUGUGUGUCUUUUUUAGAGGAAAGGAAAUCAACAGUCUUCAUCUUCUAAAAUGGCAUUUUGUCUUCACAUUUCCCACAUGGUGGAGCAAAAAAUGGGGUAUACCAUUAAUUUAUGUUCUGAUCCUGUAGCUAGUUGUACUUUGAUAUCUCAGACCCUACGUACAGGCAGUCACAGGAUUGAAGUGUUCAGUGCAUCUGGACUUGUUAUUCCCUGAAGAGUGUCCGCUUCCAAAUUUGGACAUACAAAAUACUUUAUUUUUGGUGACUGGUGUGGUUGUGGGGGAGAAACGGCCAACCUGCUACCAAUACUAAUUAUACAAAAUGUGCUCAGUC